GAAUGGAGGGUGGGACUUAAUUGAAACUGCGCCUAGCUCUCUGAUAGGUGCACGGCUGACAUAUUGGCUUAUCUGCUUGGAAAUUAACGAGUGAAUUUAUAGAAACCCGAUUUUAUUAGACAUAUUUCUUGAACGUAAAUCUAUCGUAAUAGACGGGUAGGGAGUUCUUCUGUCUAGCCAAGUGAGUAAACGUAUUAAAUAUGUUAGAUUAUACAUUAUUAUAUACCGUAUUAUGAUUAUGGUUAUUGUUAUUAUAGUAGGUAAAAAGUUCAAUUAUCAUUUUAAAAAAACAGAAAACAAGAAAUCCCCAAUCCUUGAUAAUUAAUUUUGACAUAUUCAAAUUCUGCUUUUGCGAUAUCACGAAAUGAUAAUCCCCCCCCCCCUCUCAAUACUAAACAUACUUUGGCCUAGUUAAUUUAAGGAACAGGGCUGGCCUUAUUUUGCCUUUCACUAUUUACUAAAUCAUCGUUCAGAUUUUGUAUAUAUUUCUAAUGAGUUUAAGUUCAUUUGUUAUUUAAGUUGAUUAACUCACCAAAGCCAAAAUAUUAGGCCCAUACUGUUUAAUUCAGCGCCUAAAAUCAGCUAUUUGAAAUCAAAUGUUUUAAAUUAAAAGUUUGGGCUAAUGAUGUUGGUACAUUUAUCUCUUAGUUUGUGAUUUUCUUUGUGAUUGUGUGCUUUAGUCUUAGUGAGUUUCCUAAAAAAAAAUUAACCUGCUAUAUCUCGUAGAAUAACCAAUGGCAAGUAAUUGAUAAUAAUAAUAAUAACAAAGUGGCUAUUCGGACCCGAAAAGGAGUGAGAGGUCGGGUUUAUUAAAGACAUAUUAUUUAAAAUAUUAUUUUUGGGUUUGUAAGACAAAAUUUGAUAUCAAAUGAAAGAUAAUUGAAUGAACUACAUGUUUGUAAACUUAAUUCUUUAGUUUAACUAAAAUAAUCAUCCAAAAAUGACAAUUUAAUAGCCAUUUAUUUCAUAAAGGACCCGGGUCCGAAUAGAUUAAAAAUAAUUAUACAAAUAUUACUUCUACUACUAUCACAAUAAACAUUAAUAAUUAUACAAAUACUACUUCUACUACAACCACUAUCACAAAAAACCAUUAAUUAAUAAUUGUAAAUUUAAAUAAGUGGGUAAACCCGAGUCCGAGUCAUUACUAUAAUAAUUGUUCCACUUCUUUGAAAUUUGAUAUGAUGAUGUAUUUACACAACUUAUUUCUAAAGUUUCCCGCCGAACUAACAUGGAUUUUCCUUUCUGUUAUUUGAGAUUUAUAAAAUUUAUAUUAAAAUUAAAAACAUGUUCUGUUAAAUCCUAAUUAUCAUUGGUUUUCAGAAAUGGGGUCAAGAUGGCGCGACAUGUUAAUUGGCUAUGGUCAAGUUUUGGGAGAUAAGUCCAGCAGGUCAGGCAGUAGUGCCUUCUUCACAGUGGACGGUGACCUCACGGACAAGAGAAAUGAGGACCUGGAGCUAAGACAGACACUAGAAGUGGUCAGUAACAAUUUCGUAUAG
Messenger RNA from Lymnaea stagnalis (great pond snail), 1496 nucleotides. The record is from the annotation of a GenBank genome assembly. Lineage: Eukaryota; Metazoa; Mollusca; Gastropoda; Lymnaeidae.